Messenger RNA from Chara braunii, 869 nucleotides. NCBI's taxonomy places the organism in Eukaryota, Viridiplantae, Streptophyta, Charophyceae, Charales, Characeae. The record is from the annotation of a GenBank genome assembly.
UGGUGAAAUUGACGAGUUUCUAAGGCUGCGGGCACAGGUGGAACAGUGAAGCAAGGAAGCGACGGAACUAGUACAUCUGCUACGAUGACCAGGUCUGCCAGUGAAGCGGAGGAAUUGGCUCGUCUUAGGCGUGAGCAAGCAGAGACCAAGGCGUCUACUGAUAAGCGGCUGGCAACAUUGGGGGAAGUAAUUUUCACUCUGAAGAAGCUGUGUGAAGUAGCUGAAUCUAACGCGGAGGUUUGGAGGAAUGAGGCCUUACGCCCUGGUAACAAACGAAGUAGUGUCACAAUCGGGUAUACGCCGACCAGUGAAGCACGCGUUCGGCCUAAGGUUACUCUGGCUGCUUCACCCAGCGCUACGAAAAGAGUGAACUUGCAGCUGAAAGGACUAGUGGAGAAGCAUCAACGUGAGGUUGAUCUACUGAAGGAAAUGUGUUUACCGGAAGUCGAUGCUCAGAAAGAAUCGGAGGAUGAGGUUGAGCGAUUAAAGGAAGCCAUGGUGGGACUAGGGACGAGGAAGCGAUCGAAGGGAACCCCCUUGAAGGCGAACUUGGAUGACGUGGCAGGACCGUCUUCCGGGAAGGACAAGGAUAAGAGGCCAGCCUCUCCAACUGGGCAAGCCAGCCAGAGGGAUGUGUUUGUCCGGGAGGCACGUAAACAACUUCAGAACCUGAGGAAAAAGGAUGUUAUCUCUAUCUGUGAGAAGGAGGGAAUCGAAUAUACUAAGUUGGAUCCGACAAAGGAGGUAAUUGCGCAGCCGCCGACCGACAUAGCAGAGUAGGAUGAAGAUGAUGGGGGUAAGAUCAAGUUAAGAAUGACUCGGUUGUGGAAGUGACUGAUGAAGGGGAGGAUACCUCAUAAAAGAGCAAC